GUCACAGUCCUCACUCACCCACGAAGCAUCCAGGAUGAAGUCUUCGACUGGGCCUCUGCUUCCCACAUUGCUGGGGCUACUGCUCCUGUCUAUACCAAGGACUCAGGGUGUCAACCCCGCCAUGGUGGUCAGGAUCACCGACAAGGGCCUGGAGUACGCGGCCAAGGAGGGGCUGUUGAGUCUGCAGAGAGAGCUGUACAAGAUCACACUGCCUGACUUCAGCGGGGACUUCAAGAUCAAGGCUGUGGGCCGUGGGCAGUACGAGUUUCAUAGCCUGGAGAUCCAGAGCUGUCAGCUGCGUGGCUCGUCCCUGAAGCCGCUCCCAGGCCGAGGCCUGAGUCUCUCCAUCUCUGACUCUUCUAUCAGCGUCCGGGGCAAAUGGAAAGUGCGCAGAUCCUUCCUGAAACUUCACGGCUCCUUUGACCUGGAUGUCAAAGGUGUCACUAUUUCAGUGGACCUCCUCCUGGGCGUGGAUCCCUCAGGACGGCCCACAGUCACCGCCUCUGGAUGCAGCAACCGCAUUUGUGAUUUGGAAUUGCACGUAUCAGGAAAUGUGGGGUGGCUGCUGAAUCUCUUCCACAACCAGAUCGAGUCCAAGCUCCAGAAAGUAUUGGAGAGUAAGAUUUGUGAGAUGAUCCAGAAGUCUGUGACCUCUGAUCUGCAGCCUUAUCUCCAAACUCUGCCAGUCACAGCAGAUAUCGACACUGUCCUGGGCAUUGACUACAGUUUGGUGGCGGCUCCCCAAGCAAAGACCCAGACGCUGGAUGUGAUGUUUAAGGGUGAAAUUUUUAAUCGGAAUCACCGCUCCCCAGUCACUACCCCGACCCCGACCAUGAACCUACCUGAGGACAGUAAACAAAUGGUCUACUUUGCCAUCUCAGAUCAGGCCUUCAACAUAGCCACCCAGGUUUACCACCAGGCUGGGUACCUGAACUUUACCAUCACAGAUGACAUGUUACCGCCUGACUCCAGCAUCCGGCUGAACACCAAGGCCUUCCGCCCCUUCACUCCUCUGAUAACCAGAAAAUACCCCGACAUGAACUUGGAGCUUCUUGGAACAGUGGUCUCUGCUCCACUUCUGAAUGUCAGUCCUGGGAAUCUGUCCUUGGCCCCACAGAUGGAGAUUGAAGGCUUUGUGAUCCUGCCCAGCUCCGCCCGCGAAUCUGUCUUCCGGCUUGGCGUGGUCACGAAUGUAUUCGUCUCAUUAACUUUCGACAACAGCAAGGUCACCGGGAUGCUGCAUCCAGAGAAGGCGCAAGUGAGACUGAUCGAAUCCAAAGUCGGCAUGUUCAAUGUGAACCUGUUCCAGGCAUUCCUCAACUACUACCUUCUCAACAGCCUCUACCCUGAUGUCAAUGAUGAGCUGGCCAAGGGCUUCCCCCUCCCUCUACCAAGGCGUAUUAAGCUCCACGACCUCGACUUCCAGAUCCACAAGAACUUCCUAUACUUGGGUGCCAAUGUCCAGUACAUGAGAGUCUGAGGACAAGAAGAAAGAUGGGCCUCAGAGGCCACAGCGGGACCUGCCAUUUGCAAUUCCGGAUGUGCAGCACAUCUCUGGAGAGUCUCAAAAUACAAAGAGGUUUCUGUUCCUGGCUCUGGUGGACCCACAGUCCUCUUCACCAGUGCACCCUCGACCUGGACUUGACUCUGACCUCUCCAGGGAGA
This is a messenger RNA of Rattus rattus (black rat), 1665 nucleotides long. RefSeq names its product lipopolysaccharide binding protein (gene Lbp). Gene Ontology annotation, biological process: acute-phase response; macrophage activation involved in immune response; defense response to Gram-positive bacterium. The record is from RefSeq and is a predicted model, not a curated record. The coding region runs from base 35 to 1480 and encodes 481 amino acids. The transcript has 15 exons. Lineage: Eukaryota; Metazoa; Chordata; Mammalia; Rodentia; Muridae. Gene Ontology annotation, molecular function: lipopolysaccharide binding.